AUGGAUUGGAAUAGAGAAUUGUCGAAGUUCGUAAAAGAAGGCAAUUACGAAAAGGUGAAACAAUGGUUAGAAAGAGUAUACGUAGAUAAAUUGGAGGUUACCAGCGAUUAUCCUUUAAUUAUUGCAAUUGAAAACAACGACGUUGAAAUGGUCCAGCUCCUAAUGGACCCUAAAUUGCAUAUUGACCCUAAAAACUUUCAAAUUGAUCCAGUUAUUCAUGCUUCCCGACAUUCAGCUGUAAAUGUGGAUGUGCUGGAAGCAUUAAUUCAUACAGAUCUUGAUAUCAAUGCUAAAGAUUCGCAUGGUAUGAAUGCCUUACAUAUGGCAGCACAGUUUAAUUUUGAAGAAAAGCUGGAGGUUCUAUUACAGAGUCAGCGUUUGGGUACAAACGAAGUGGAUCAUUCUGGUAGGAAUGCACUUCAUCAUUUGAUUGAAACAACAUGCUUUGACAAUUUAGAUCAGUUUAAAAGAUGUGCCAUGCUACUAAUUGAGAGAGACGUUAACAUUAAUGCACAAGACCAAAUGGGAGAGACGCCUCUUCAUAAAGUUUUCCAAAAUUACUGUAAUCUCAUCCCAGACAUUCUGGCAUUCUUCCUUCAAAAUGGAAAGGAUAUUAAUCAUGAACUGAAAGACAACGAUGGAUUUACAGUUUUCCAUAUUAUGGUUUCGAACACAAACGAAAGCAUAAAGGAACAGACAAACUUUGCCGAAAUAAUUGAAGCCAAGGACAAAAUGAUUAGAGACUUCUUGAUUGGUAGAUUAACUACGGUUGAGCCUGUUGUAUUAGUUCGUCUGUUAAACGAACUAAAUAACAAUGGCAAUUCUGCAUUCGAAACUUAUGCAGAUGGCGAACAAUUUACAAUGGAAACCAUUAAUUGCAUGAUCGAGAGAGGGGCUGAUGUCAAUAACAAGGAUAGUCUUGGCAUCACUCCACUCGCGAAAGCUGCUCUCAGAGAACUCGACGAACUUGUUGACGUCUUUUUAAGAGCAGGUGCAGAUGUGAACAUAACGGACAUCUUUGGGCAAACUGUUUUGUUUAGAGUACGAACCAUACACUCAUUUAAAAGCCUAUGUGAAUAUGGCGUACAACUUAACGUGAAAGAUAAGUUCGGUCGUUCACCUCUAACAAACAACUGUUUGUAUACUCCAUUAGAAUUUCCACCCAUGGGAAUGACUUUGCAAUCUAGUUUGUCAAUACAUCCCCCAUUGGCAACACUUUUUCUUGAUCACGGAGUAGACGUAAAUGUUGUAGACAGAUAUGGAUCCUCACUGUUGCAUUAUGGGGCGUGGCAUUCGGAUCUCAAUAUGAUACAAGUUUUGCUUGAAAACGGCGCAAGGAAAGAUCUAGUCGAUCAACAUGGAUACACACCAUAUGAUCUUGCCAUUCAUCAUGGUAACUGUGACGUAUUCCAACUGUUAGAAAAUGAUCAUAAUCAUGGCGUUAAUAUGGCUACUACAGAAAAACGACAAAUAUAUGAGAAGAGCGCUAUAUAUGUUCGGUCUAUGAUUAAUCAUCAGAAUGCAAACAAUAUGCAGGAAACAUUGAGUAGUGUUGGAAUAGAUGAUAAUGCAGAAGAUUUAUUACAACUGUUGAUGUCGUCACCAAGAACAGGCUUUACCGAUAAUUUAAGUGAUACAUCGAAAAUAAAGUCUGAUGUCCAUGAACUCAUGACCAGAAUCGCUAAUGUUAUUGGUGAAAUGGAUAGUCGAUUUCAAUGCACUAUUUUCCCAACCGGAAGUUCGGCAGAAUGUACUCAAAUAGGGGAUCUAGUCGAAAUGGAUUUUGUUUUCUGUUUAUCAUACUUUAACAGCCAAUGCGAGGUUAUUCAAACAGAUGAUCUUCUAGAAACUGGAUUUGCAAUUUUGAAAUUAAAAAAUUAUCACAAAAGUCACGAUUUGGUAUCGUUUGUUGAUCAAAGCGAUGUAUUACAGUCAGACAUUGUUCGCGAGAAAUUUCAAGACCUAACAACCAGUGCAGUGAAUAGGGCAGACAUUUGGUCUUCCGAGCACAUUUAUUUCGACGGACUUCUAGGAUUUCCAGACGACAAACCAAUUAUCAAUCUCAGAAUUCAGUGGUAUGGAGCGUUGGCUAAAUGCGUUAGCAUAAGCAUCGACAUUGUUCCUGCAAUUCACAAACCCGACUGGAUUCCACGAGAUAUCGAUCAUAGUUUUAUGGAGCUGCUUACUCCAAAGGUAAAGGAGGCAGGAUUCUUUUUAUUGUUUCAUUUACCUCAUAUAACCACGUCUUUGAAGCCAUGUUAUGUUAGGAUAUCGAGUGCUCCAGCUGAAAUUCAGAUUAUCAAGAUGAUGCCAGACUUAUUAAGAGAGAGUUUUUCUCUUUCUAAGAUUUUAAAAAGUUGGCACUUUUGUCCACUUGUUCAAUUUAGUGAUGACGAAAAUGACAGUUCUACUGACACAGAAUCUGUUGAGGACGAAAAUAAUGACGACAACGACGAUUCCGAUAAAAUUGGUAAGUUAAACCUCACAACAAAGACCACUAAACAGCUACAACCAUGUAUAAUAUCCCAAAUGGGUAAAGAUCAAAUUGGCGAUGGUGAAAAGUCUCCAGAUAAUUCUAGCGAAAGCGAAAAUUCACUGGGAAUUCAGAAAGCAGCUGGAUGGAUAGUAGCUCUUGAUGAAACACAUGUUAUCAGAAAAUUAUUCUUACCAAAGGAAAACAAAGCUGAGCCUAUGGAAAAAUUUAUCGGAAAAUAUGCUAAAGAACCCUUUACUGAAAUGACUGUUGAUAAUAAUAUUGGGAGUCGCACGUUAUUUGUAUCGAAAGAGGACCAACCUUCAACAAACAGGAGAACUAUUGAUUGUAACGAACAAAUCACAAAUAAAAAAGAACAUUUGAGUAAAAACACCGAUUUUCCAGCUUGCACGAGUCCAUCAAAUUGCGAACAGCAAGUUAACAGCAUUAUAAGCAGCACAAGGAACAUGUUAGAAUCACAAGAAACAAAAGAAAAUAGUGUCUUAAAAUCUGAUAGCAUAUCAUUGCAAAUGAUAGACGGAAGCAAUGAGACUCGGCGUGAUUAUAACGUUCAUUCAAUAGAUUUCGAAUACAAAGAAGAAAAUUCAAGAAAGGAUGAAAGUUGUGGAGAAUCGGAAAUUUCACAAGAUAAAAGUUCAUCGACGUUUGACGAUGAUUUUGUUGGAGGAGAUGUUGUUCAAGCAAAGGACGAAAUUUCAAGCUAUAUGCUUAAAAACUGUUUAUUUUAUACACUCGUACUAAUCCGACAAAACAAUUUGAAGGACCUGAGUCACCUCAAAGUCACAACAAUGAUUUAUGAAACCCUUUUGAAAGCAGCAAAGUCAAAGCAAUUGCCAUCAUACUUUAUGCCAUAUAUUGAUAUUUUCUCCUACGUUGAUACACAUAUUCGCAAAGUGUCUACAAGUAAAGCAGAAAGAGAACUUCAAAAACAUUGUGCAAGAAUUGAAACAUUUUGUAAGGUUAUUCUUGGAAUUCUUUCUCAAAGAAAACAGCAAAGUUCAAAUUAG
Messenger RNA from Mytilus trossulus (common blue mussel), 3501 nucleotides. RefSeq lists its product as uncharacterized. Gene Ontology annotation, molecular function: protein binding. The record is from RefSeq and is a predicted model, not a curated record. NCBI's taxonomy places the organism in Eukaryota, Metazoa, Mollusca, Bivalvia, Mytilida, Mytilidae. The coding region runs from base 1 to 3501 and encodes 1166 amino acids. The transcript has a single exon.